Molecule: messenger RNA, 1320 nt
Organism: Lolium rigidum
Lineage: Eukaryota; Viridiplantae; Streptophyta; Magnoliopsida; Poales; Poaceae
Biological process (GO): transposition
Source: RefSeq, a predicted model, not a curated record
CUUUCCCAGCGACGAGGAGGGGGCUUACCCCCUAGAGGACGAGGCCGGGGCCAAGAGCGUACACUAGGGCAGCGGACUCCGACGCCCUCCCUUAGUGAUGUACCCUCCGCUACUGGCACCGAGACUUCCGAGGGGGAGGAGGGAGCGAGAGGAGCCUCCCCAGAGGAUGAGGAGAUAGAGGAGGAUAGUGAGGUGCAGCAGGAGGAGAUUGAUGAGGAGGAGGAGGCGCAGGCGGAGGACGAGGACGAGGAGGAGCUCGAGCCACAGGGGAGCUCGAAGUCGAUCUGGACUCGGGGAAUAGCGGGUCUCCCAAAAGUACCAGCUAAUGAUGAUGAGAAAACCCUCAUUAAGCCGAAUAACAAAGACAAUUGGUCAUUUGUUGGUACACGGGGCCGCCUUCCAAAUGGUGUGCUUGGAGUCUUGCUGAAGAAGUAUUGGCCGGGGCUCUACAGGUUGAAGCCGCUAGAUGAAACAUGCCGGGACAAGAAGCUAGCCCUUAAAUGGGAGGACUAUGAAGCUGCUCAUGACGAGAGCUUCGGGACCUGUGCGAAUGCUGUGAUCACCAAUUUUUGGGUCUUUUAUAAAGUGCCGACGGAGGAUAGUACCAAGGCGGGCCAGGUCUUGGUGAAUGCCGCGAGGAAGAUGGUACGCCAGCAGCGGUACGAUGCGCGCAUUGUGGCCAUCUCGCACUUCUACGCCGAACAAGGCAAAAGGGUCCUCAAGAAAGAAAUUGUUGCAAAAGGUCUUACAUUGUCGAAGGAGGAGUUCAUGGGCAUUGCUCCCAAAUGGGUCGAUGGACGAGACGAUGGAUGGGCGGCGUUGGUGGACUUGUGGGUCGGGGAAGAUGCGGAGUUCAUGGCCCAAAGCAUGAAAAAUAGGGAGAAUCGUGGCAAGGAUGGAACGCACAAUGCAGGAAACCGGUCCCAUGAUCGCUACAAGGCGCACCAGGAGCAAGUUCAUGGGAAGCCGCUUACUAUGUUAGGAGCCUGGAAGAUGUCGCAUAAGAAGACGAAGGUCGACAAACCUGGAGAGGAGCAAUACUAUGGUAAGUCUGGCACAUACUUGCAAAAUUACGCGACGGCGUUCAAAAAACUGCAUGGGGAGGAUUCUCAUCCCCUUGAGGAGGAGGUCGACGAGACGGUGGUGAUCGUGUCAGGGCUCGGCAAGCGGCAUGGCCGCCAUCAGAUUCUUGAUGGGGUGAUCGCGCCUACCACCACACUCACACAAGUUCGAGCUUCUAGCAUGAGCAGCAGUCAGUUGAUCCCACCUCGUCCACGGCACGGUGGAUCUAGGCGGGCCUUCGAUGUAAGUUCUUCCUAA